Messenger RNA from Neolamprologus brichardi, 1217 nucleotides. NCBI's taxonomy places the organism in Eukaryota, Metazoa, Chordata, Actinopteri, Cichliformes, Cichlidae. The record is from RefSeq and is a predicted model, not a curated record.
UCCUCACACCAGUCUCAGUACAACAUUAGCGCAGUUUUUCUGUUCUUAUUCUAGUCUGCGUUUGCCUCAUUUUACCUGUUUAAAAAGGGAGUAUUUGUAAUCAGGUAACCCCUGGAGUCUUUUUUAAACGUCAAAAAACUAUUUGUGAUGGAUUACUGGUGAUUUUGGAUAGAACCAUGGAACAAAGAAAACGCCAGUCGGAAAUGAGGAGAGGAUGUCUGGUAGGAUGUGUAGCUGCUGUGCUUUUGUGGACUGUAGCCUCAGCGCAAUUACGAUAUUCGAUCUCUGAAGAAGUUAAAGAAGGAACUAUGGUUGGAAACAUAGCAAGAGAUCUGGGAUUAGAUAAAAACACGUUGAAAGACCGGAAGUAUCGGAUUGUUUCAAGUAACGAUGAUCCCCUUUUCUAUGUGAAUCCAAACGAUGGCGUUUUGUAUGUGAGUCGGAAGAUUGACAGAGAGGAGGUGUGCGUGCAGAUCAGUGCGUGUGUGAUAAAUGUGAAAACAGUGCUAGAAAAUCCACUAGAGGUCCACUAUGUUGAAGUGGAAGUUUUGGAUGUAAAUGACCAUUCACCUACUUUUUCGGAAAAUAGUACUACACUGGAGAUUUCAGAGUCAGUGUUGCCCGGGACACGAUUUCAGCUGAAAGCCGCCCGAGAUCGAGACAGUGGUCAGUUUUCAGUGCAGCGAUAUAUAAUUAGCAACAACGAACAUUUCCGUUUGGAGGUUAAGGAAAAACGAGAUGACGUAAAAAUACCAAUUUUAGUUGUUCAAAAAUCUUUAGACAGGGAAACUGCAAGAAGCCAUUCGCUAAUAGUGACAGCACUUGAUGGGGGCAAACCGCCGAAAUCUGGUAACAUGAAUAUUCUCGUAAAUGUUUUGGAUGUUAAUGAUAACGCGCCUAUUUUUUCUAAAGACGUUUAUUCAGUGACACUAAAUGAAAAUGUUCAGGUAGGAACACCAAUUAUUCAGGUAAAUGCAACAGACUUGGAUGAUGGCCCUAACGGAAAUGUGGUUUACUCAUUUAGCAACAGUAUGCAUCAAAACAUAUUAAGCAUUAUUGAUAUUAAUUCACUAACAGGACAAUUAACUGUUAAAGGUUUAAUAGAUUAUGAGGAGCAGGACGGAUAUGAAAUAGAAAUUCAGGCAUCAGAUAGAGGCCUGGCUCCUCUAACCACAGAAAAAAGUGUAAAUAUUAAGAUAAUUGAUGUGAAUGAUAAC